CUUCGACCAAAACCCCAAAACCUGUGUCACAACUCACAAGGGUGAUCCAUCACUGCUUCAUCACCCCAGCCACUGUCCCGCGGCCGCCCACACCCUCCUUCUGCAACUGCGUCCCUUUCCACUCCGUUCAGUGCGCGGUGCGUCGUAUCUCUGUUCUGUCUCUGCGUGCGUCUGUUACUGCCUUCCCAUUCGUCCCUCAAGGAACAAUUGGAUUUAGUUUAUUGUUAGAUCAUUGUUGCACUUCUGGAAUUUAACAAGGUCGUUGAUUUUACAGGCUUAUUUUUUUUGUUAAGCAGAGAGGAAUGGAGCAGAGAUUAGCUAAUUGUUGGCGGUUGACAGUUAACGAAAAGAAAUUCAUUGAAAGCGCUCUGCUAUCAGACCUUCGAGUGGAUGGUCGUGGCCCCUUGGACUAUCGCAAGUUGAACAUUAAAUUUGGGAAGGAUGAUGGGUCUGCCGAGGUCCAAUUGGGUGAGACACGUGUGAUGAGUUUUGUGAGUGCUCAACUUGUGCAGCCUUACAGGGAUAGGCCCAAUGAAGGCUCACUUUCCAUCUUCACUGAGUUCUCUCCCAUGGCUGAUCCUUCCUUUGAGCCUGGCCGUCCUGGAGAAUCUGCCGUUGAGUUAGGACGCAUUAUAGACCGCGGUUUUCGGGAAAGCAGAGCCAUUGACACUGAAUCGCUCUGCAUUCUUUCUGCCAAGCUUGUAUGGGCCAUUCGCAUUGAUAUCCAUAUACUGGACAAUGCAGGGAAUCUUGUUGAUGCUGCAAAUAUUGCUGCAUUGGCUUCUCUCUUGACAUUCAGAAGGCCUGAAUGCUCGUUGGGGGGAGAGGAUGGUCAGCAAGUUAUAGUACAUCCUCCUGAGGUGCGUGAGCCACUCCCUUUGAUUAUACAUCAUCUUCCUGUUGCUGUCACAUUUGGAUUUUUCAGUAAUGAAAAUCUUGUGGUCUUGGAUCCUACAUACCAUGAAGAGGCUGUAAUGACUGGACGUAUGACUGCAACACUUAAUGCUAAUGGUGAGGUUUGUGCCAUUCAAAAGCCUGGGGGGCAGGGAGUCAGUCAGCGGGUUAUCAUGCAUUGCUUGAAACUUGCUCAUGUUAAAGCUGGUGAUACCACAACCAAGAUAAAGGAUGCAGUUGAGAAGCACAACACUGAAAGGGCACUAAAGAAGAUUAAACGCCAUUCCUCCUCUAUUGCAAUGGAUGUAUGUGGAACCACUGUCAAAUUAGAGGGAAAACAAAAUCAAUCAGAUGGUGGUAAAGAGGGUAGUCAUCUAGACCAAUUGAAGCUGAAAGAUGAGGCAAAUUUUAUGGAAUGUGAUGCCACAUCAUCGGGACAAGUACAGAGUAAGAAGAAGGAAGGAGGCUCAAAGAAUUUCAUUGGUGGUCCCUCAAGUUGGGAUCCCUACUCAGAGUGUGUCGAUUCAGAUCUUCUAAAAGCUUCUCUAGCUUCUCGUGCUGGACAAUCAACUCCUAGUAAACAAAAGGAUUCGAGACAGGAAACUGAGCCAGAAGAACCCCCACAGGAAAUCAAGACAGACUCUACACCAAUUGACACAGCUCCAACUGCUGGGCAGAGUAAUGAAGGUAAGACUCUGAAGGAUGCUGUAAAGCCCAAGAAUAGGAGGAAGAAAAAAGCAUCUUCCAAUAAUGGAAAUUAAGUGAUGAAAUGUGCAGUCAGUUGAUGCAUUGCUACUGACCAUGUAUGUUAUUUUAAAGAAUGUGAUCGAUAGGGCUGAAUGCUGUAAAAAUUCAAUGGAUAAUGAAAGAUAGUCUGUUAGUUUGUCCAUUUAGUGGUGCCAAAAUCGAUUUUGACUGAAGGAAGGGAAGCUUUCAUCAAAAGUGUCCCAAAAGCGCAGAAUGUCACUCUUGUGGUGAAGAUAAUUAUAACCAAACAUGCUUUGUGUAAUUUUUGUUUUUGUGACAAAAAGUAAUGACCAUACCAGAAAUUGUUAUUGCAUUGUUUCUCUGAGA
Cicer arietinum (chickpea) is the source of this 1968-nucleotide messenger RNA. RefSeq names its product exosome complex component RRP45A-like. Gene Ontology annotation, biological process: nuclear polyadenylation-dependent rRNA catabolic process; U5 snRNA 3'-end processing; rRNA catabolic process. The record is from RefSeq and is a predicted model, not a curated record. Lineage: Eukaryota; Viridiplantae; Streptophyta; Magnoliopsida; Fabales; Fabaceae. Gene Ontology annotation, cellular component: cytoplasmic exosome (RNase complex); nuclear exosome (RNase complex). Gene Ontology annotation, molecular function: mRNA 3'-UTR AU-rich region binding.